AUGCCUUUUCCGCUUCUCCCACACCUAGCCGAAUGGGCGCCUGUUGAACUCAACGGGCUAGGCAUCUUGACUAUCUUCGGUGAUAAGUCUAUUGGAAACUCCAUUGGCAACCUUGUCCAUUCCUGGGCAGAUUGGAUGCGCACCUUCGGAUCAUUCGUGGUUGCGGACAACCAGAUCACGCAGUCGGAGCUUGGAUUCGCUGCGCACAAUAUUACCGAAGUAUCGACUACCCCGAACAUUUCCUCUUGGCUCACUCGCUGGCUCAAUUCGUUUCUCUUGACGCACAGUGCCACCUCUAUUCAAGUUAGACUUGAGGACAACCCGACUACAUGGUGCAGCACUGCCCCGGCCAUGGCUCUUGGUUUCAUGACAAUGGCACCGCUCCUAGCUUUUGCAACCAUCAUCGGUGAUGCAUGGGGCACCAUCAAUGUUCUCGCCAUGAUAAGCUCUGUGCUCGUGCGGCAGCUGCUGGUCCAUAAAAUGCGUUGUUUAUUGAAUGACGCAGCGUCCAGCAUCAUCCAGGAGGGGUUUGGUAGCGAAGUCGUCAAGGUGCUCCUGGUCCUACCAAAUUCCAAGAUUGUUACAAUCGUCGGUCCUCGUAUACUCAUCAUCAAGUGUAUGCUUCUCGACACUCGCAAGGAAUGCUCCUACCGUCUGAAGGCUGCUUCCUGGGCUGCCUUUGGUGUGCACGCAAUUGCACUCGGAAUGAGCAGUUUCCUGAUCCAGAUGCUUUCCCUUCUAGUUCUUGGUUUGGGCACAUUUCUUACCACAACCAAUGCUGGGGCCAACCGCGAAGUCAUUGGAUCUAAGUUGCGGCUUAAGGUCGACGACGGCGUGCCCACCUUGACCCGGAUUCAGGCUUACGCAAGGCUUGGUAUGGGCACAGCCGAGGAGAAUGCCAUGAUGCAUUGGGGCGUGAUUCCACACGACACCAACCGAGGGUGGUGGGAUAAGUACCAGAAAACGCAGCAGACGGUGGACCCGUUGCAUUAA
Molecule: messenger RNA, 993 nt
Organism: Aspergillus puulaauensis
Lineage: Eukaryota; Fungi; Ascomycota; Eurotiomycetes; Eurotiales; Aspergillaceae
Exons: 1
Coding region: 1-993 (330 amino acids)
Source: RefSeq, a predicted model, not a curated record